Messenger RNA from Spirodela intermedia, 2661 nucleotides. NCBI's taxonomy places the organism in Eukaryota, Viridiplantae, Streptophyta, Magnoliopsida, Alismatales, Araceae. The record is from the annotation of a GenBank genome assembly.
AUGGGACUUGACGCCAGUUUGGGGCGUGAAAAUAGGCCUGCAGGGAAAACCCAUAAAUGUGUUCAUCGUCUAUAUCGUAAUAGCUCAAAUGUAGCUGAGAGAGAUGCAGAGGAAAAACCAACGAGUCGAGCAUAUCUCUUAAAUACUCUUGAAGACGAAUUUGAAGAGCUAAGCACAAGCCCCUCCCGCAAAAGCAUGCCAUGCAGGUUCAACGGAGUGAAAGUGGAAAGCAAUGGCAUGUUGAAAAGGGGUUCCGUAUAUCAAAGCUCAAGAGAGAUAAGAAAGCUGAUAAAACAGCGGGAGGUUAGGAGAAAACCAGAACUGGCUCUUAGUGAUGAGUCAUUCCUGUCAUUUGAGAUUGUCAACUCUCCUUCCAAGCGUUCCCCAAAUGAGAAGACUGCACUUGAUCAGCAGAAGAGGAGACCACAUUCUUUUUUAAAUCCUGAACGUAAUUUGACGUCCUUUGACAAUGCUCAAGCUGUGUUGACAGAUACUACGGAAUUCCUGGACCUGUCUUUCAGGCUUCUUCCGGAAGAGCAAGCAAACUGGAGCAGUCAGUGUCCCAAUGUUUCCCAGGCAACACAGAGCUCAUCAGACAGUUACUUGGAGAUCAGCCUUUCUCCUGACAUCAGCGAAUGCUCUCACACCUCAGCAAUUCAUGGGAAUGUGGAAGGUUUUCGGCGUAAAGAACCAAAAUUCGGAUCAAGUGAAGGUUUAGGUUCAGAAAAUCUUGGUAGUACCCGUUCAGAAGAUGGCGUACACAUUUUACCCAAAUCCUUCUCUGCCAAGGUUGGGACAUGCAAAACUCUUCACCAACCGGAGAUUGAUCCGUCUAAAGUCACCCAGAGAAACCGAUUUAGUCCAAUUAUGAAGAUGUUUGAUCCUAUGAAGAAAUCAAAGUCACAAAGGAACCCAUCUCUCUCAAAUACUGUAGCCUGCAAUCUGACGCCUCCCAAUCCUUCAAGCUACCGGAUAGAUACAUCAUCUCGCAAAUCCUCUUUGAGUGGUUUGUCGAGCUCGAUAGAUCACAAGAGGAUAGACCGUCAUGAUCAGUUGUUUAGUGGAGACGAGGAGAUGGUGGUAACAGCUGCUUCAGCUGCUCAUCUGCAUGGCACUCUCAAACUGGAAAGCAAGCAAAGUGUUCCAUCUUUUGAGUUCUCCUUAAAGGACGCAGAAGAGGUUCUUUCUGCGAAGACAUGGAAAGCACAGAAUGCAUUCAAUUGGGUCUACACCUUCCAUGGCGGUAAAAGGCACAGUGGCAGCAGCUGGGGCUCAAAGGAUAGGCGCAGACAGACCCUGCCAAUUGUUGGCCAGAUGCAGGUCUCUUGCUAUUUUUGCUCAGAAUUGAGUAGCAACGGGUUGUUGGAUAAUUUCGCUGUAACCGAGUUCGUUUUACAAGAUAUUUCCCAACUGAAAAGGAACAGCACUGCCUGUGAUGAAAGAUUUCCUUCACCAGAUCUUCAACCUCGCAAAGAUAUUAUUUCUGCGAGCAUAGCUGAUGGUGAUUCCCGGGAUUUGAAUGUGCUGUCAGAGCCUGAAACCCGCAAGAAUCCAUCUAGGGUAGCCGAUGCUGAUUUCCCUUCUGAAGCUUCUGCCUCUGGUCAGCGAGCAGCGCCGAUAGAAUCGCGUCCUCAACUUGAAGUUGCAGCCAUUGUCGUUCAAAUCCCAUUUGGUGGAAAGAGAUCUUUGAAAGAUAGGCUGAGAGAUGAUGCAUGCAAUAAACAGCUCAGAGACUUAACUGGUAAUGGAAGGGAUGGGGCCUCCAUCGACCCUCAGCCUGUCAGUGUGAAGGUGGUGACCUCAAGCGGCAGGCACGGAUUGCCGUGCACUGAAGAGACGGGCCCUUCACCACUACUUGAUAGAUGGCGAUCUGGUGGGGCCUGUGAUUGUGGUGGCUGGGACAUGGCAUGUCCAAUCACUGUACUUGAUAAUUCUGGAGGCGAAGAUGCAACGGAGAUCAGGGGAGGUCAUCUGUCCUUGAAGCUUUUUGUUCAGGUAUGCUUUCGUUCCAAUGCGGAUUGUGAGAUUCUGUGUAUCUUGGAAAUCACUAAUGAGAAAUAUCAUUAAUAAAAUAAAGUUUUAAAAAAUAUAAAUCGGACUUGUUAAUUUUUCUUCCACAAUGUCAUCUACAACUUCUGGGCAUGCAUUCUUCGGACUUGUUAAUUUUUCUAGUUUUUUAUUUUUUUUUUUAAAACUAAUUCUGAAUUGGAUUCUUGGGGAAGGCUUACUUCUUCUUCUUUUUUUUGACAAAAAAAAUAAAAUUGCAAUAUCAUCUAGAACAUUUGGACAUUCCUCAGAUUCCAACCAGUUCCUGUCUCUCCUCUUACACAGGGAACCAAGGACAAGACCCCGGCCCUCAUCAUCACCACACGCGAGGACGGCCUGUACUCCAUUCACUUCCACGCGCAGUUCUCCAAGCUGCAGGCCUUCUCCAUCUGCGUCGCUGUUCUUCACAGUCUUGAAGCCUUCGGGCUACUCAGCCAGGAGAAGAACGGGCAGAGGCUUCACUCCAGCUCGCUGAAACUACUACUCGAGGAAGAGGUGAGGCAACUGCUAGAAGCCGUCGCCAAGGAAGAGCACCGAAAGGUCAACAAGAAGCAGCAACAGAGCCCCGGCCCGUACCAGGUCGACCCUCCCAUCUCCCCCAUCGGACGAGUGUAA